GAGGAGCGGAAGAGCUGAGUCAGUAGUAGCGCGGCACACGGGACUUAAGAUGGGACGGAGUGACGGCACUUCGUGACACGGUGUCGGCUGGAGAGCAGCAGAACUCCAAGACAGUAAUGUCAGGCUGGUUAAGAGAUGGAGAGGUGCUCGAGGGUCAGGGCAGUGGCCAGGCCCCUCCUCGUAGCCCACGAAUUAGGACACCAACCUCAGGAAGGAAGGUACGACAUUCACCCGACACAGCAGCCAUCAAGUCCCCAGAGAACACAAUGAGGAAAGCCAAAGACCUGUUCAGGCUUUGCGAUAAAGAAAACAAGGGUUUCAUCACCAAGAGAGACUUGCAGCGGUUACACGGAGAGGUGCCUCUGACCCCGGAGCAGCUGGAGUCUGUGUUUGAGAGUUUGGAUCGUGACAGAAACGGCUUUCUUACACCUCUGGAGUUCCACACAGGCCUAGGUGAGCUGGUAGAAGAGUGUGAGGAGAAAGAUCCAGCAGAACUCAAAUUCACGCAGAUUCUUAUAGAGCUUGGAGCAGAUAAACUUCUGAAAGAUCAGUGGGAGCUGUGUUCUCUUUGGUGUGAUUUGCAGAAAGACAGGCCUGAGAUGUUAAAUGUGUUAGAGGAAAUUCUCUCCCAUGCCGUGGCUCAUCUUCAGGACGCUCUGAGAGAGAGGGACAAUUUGGAAGAGACGCUGCGCAGACGAGAAGAAGACCACGACCGAGUGGUGCGCUCGCUUUACGAAGACCUCGAGAACCAGCUCAGAGAAGAGCGAGAGAAGCGACUCGCUCUGGACAGUGCGAGACAGGGGGAUAAGAGAGAGCAGGUGCUGCAGGAGCUGAGGAUGAGAGAGCAGGAGCUGGAGUUUACGCUGACCAAGCAGAGAGAGCUGGAGGCUAGGAUCAAGGCUUUGUGCCAGGACCAGACGAACACUCGCGGGCAGAACCAACGGCUACAGCUUGUUAACGCAGAUUUACGGGAACAGUUAGAGGAGAGCCGGGAGGAGCUACAGAAGGCACUUAACCAGCUGCAGAUCAUGCAGGAGACACUUAUGGAUCAGCAGGAGAGCAAACAGAGGCAAGUGCUGAAAGUCUCCAGAAACAUGCAGAAAGAGAGAGAGAGUCUGAUGAGGCAGCUGGAUCUGCUCAGGGACAUGAACAAGCGCCUUCGGGAUGAGAAGGAUGCACAGCAGGAUCAGACGAGGGUUAGUCAAAGACAAUCCUUAAUGCCUCUUGCAUCUCACCCGCAAUGCAACUGUGGCCAAAACACCCCAGUAUGGGGUGGGUACUCUUUCUACCCAUACUGAACUGGACUCUGUGCUGGUGUUUUAUACGCGGGUCCUUCUUCUGACUGGUGUGAAGCUGUGGGCAGCACUGUGCAUGAGCAGAAACCAGCGAAUCUUCACUUGCUUUCUCUGCCUUUGCAUGUGGUUGUGCUCGGGGCUUCGGUCCUAAUAGGGGUUAGCCAUGACUACUGAAGAUUCCUCACAAUUCAUGUUUACUCAGAUGUGGCCUCAGACAUUCCAGUCCAGUGAAUUGUGAAUAGUUUGAUAUUACAUUUCCGCUGCAUUAUUCAUAUUCUGAAAGCCUUAAACUAAAUGAAUGAACAACCAUGAGAAUAUGUACACACAGCUGUCAUGAUGAUUACUUACAGCCAUAUGAUGGUUUUUUUUGUGUGGAUCCUGAAGGCCAUUUUGUUGAUUUUUAAUUGGAAUAGCGGCCUAACAUGUUGCUUUUAUAGAUGAACAAAAAUUACCUUUUUUAUUGUAUCUGUUACAGAAAGUGCAGAAUAGUUUCCCAUAAUAUUUCUACUUUAGCUCAGCUCCACAUUCAAAAAUUACUUAUCCAGACUGUGAAUAAUAUUAGAAAUGAUAUUAGAUUAUUAAUUAUAUAGAAUUACUCAUUAUGCAAUUUUCUAUGAUCGUGCAAAUGUAACAAAUAAGGCAUGAAACUGUAGCUUAUAGGUGUGGUGUUAAAAUGAUUGUAUUUUUGUACUACAGUAGUAAAUACUGUAAUACUUCAUGUGAACACUGCUGAUAACCAAAGCUGAGAUCAACGUAACGAGAUGCACUAUAUGGCCAAAAGUUUGACCAUCAGCCCCUGUGCACUCCAUGACAAUGGAUUGUCGAAGCAGCAGUUUAUAAACUGCACAGAGCCCCAGCCUCAACCCCAUCGAACACCUUUGGGAUACACCCGAUCGCUAAUUGGAGAUUUUAAUCUGGAAUGGCAUGUUGAAAAAACACAUAAGAAAGUAAUAUAUAUUUUAUGCCUUUCUGAAAUAUUUAUCAUACUGAGAAUACCUAUGGCUGUUUGUACUGCUCAGUGUACUUCAUGCAUAUUAAAUAUCACAAAAACAAAACUACUGUAAAUAUUCAGCUAUACUGAUGUACAACUGUUCUACUGAAUACAUUUAUAUUUAAUAACUAACAUUGCAGACACAAGGACAAAUAUUAAGUUACUCAUCACAACUGGAUAGUAACUGUAUAGUAAUUGUUGUAACAGUUUCACUUCAACAAACUAUUGCUACAGUUGUACAUAUUAUGUAACUGACAUGGAAAUCUAGUAGGCACUCAUAGAACGCCACCUAUCUAAUUAAAUUAGUGAAUCAGAGAUUAGUGUCAACAUUUGAUACUGAACAAAGCUGUAUUACCAGCCAUACUUGGUAUUUAACAUGUCAGUGCAGGAGGUAACCUGUUGAAAAGCAGUGCAUGCUGCUAUUAUUUGUGUGAGAUAAAAUAAUGUUACAGUUAUUACUUACCAUACCGGUACACACAACUUUAGUCUGAGCCCCAUAGCAAUUCAGCACACCUUUAGCUAGCACUAGCAACACCGCUAUGAUGCCUGAUGACUAACUGUCUGUAGCAUUUGCUGUAGUUACAGAGGCUUGCAUAAAUAUUCUCCCUCUUGGACCUUUUCAUAUUUUGUUGUUUCCAUCACCUGGAACUGACAUGGCCUUGGGAUUUUUAUCAUCUGAUAUACGCAAUAUGUCUAGAUAAAAAUGUGGAAGGUUUCCAAUUGCUGUGCAUUACCACUUUUAUAGUUGAAUUCUAUAAUCAGAUUUAUUUUCCUUUCUUUUUCUUUCUAGAAGCAAAUUUUGCCAUGUUUUCCCCACAUCUAAAAGGACAUUCUGACAAUUUUCUCAAAAAGGCAUAUUUUCUGCAUAUUCUAAUGUUUUUAAAAUUGCCUGGUUACUUGUUAUCGGUUCAUAAAAGAUUAUGCAAUAACCAGAGAUCUAUUUUAAUUACUUUAAUGGCUAUUUUAAAAGUGCAGAAAAUGAUUUUUGAGUAAAAUGUUGAAAGUCUACAUGCUGUGAAAUUUUCCGCAUCACAAGAACUAAUCUAUUUAUCACAACAUCCUUUUGUGUAUAAAAUGUAUAUGUUUAUAUGAUUAUGUUGUACAUUUGUGUAAAGUUGGAUUAACUUAUUACGUUCGCUGUAUGUUUAGUCUUUUUUGUGACCAGUUUUUUUUGUGCUCAUGAUCAUGAACAUAAUGGAGAAAAAAAUUUCAGGUUAUGAACAAAGGGGUGUGUUUUCCAGCACCAGCAAAGUA
Clarias gariepinus (North African catfish) is the source of this 3540-nucleotide messenger RNA. It is a transcript of the gene cracr2b, whose product is annotated as calcium release activated channel regulator 2B. Bases 117 to 1298 code for a protein of 393 amino acids. The record is from RefSeq and is a predicted model, not a curated record. NCBI's taxonomy places the organism in Eukaryota, Metazoa, Chordata, Actinopteri, Siluriformes, Clariidae. Gene Ontology annotation, molecular function: GTPase activity; GTP binding; calcium ion binding. The transcript has 10 exons.